GGCCACACGCAUACUUGUACAUCACAGGUGUUACAGUACAUGCUAUACAAAGGUUCUUCAGAAGCAAUGCAGCUCUUGUGUAUUGCAGCUUUACUUUUGUCAGCAGUAGCUGCUCGUCCAGAUUCCUGGAAGCCAUGGAAGGAUGAAAAGUUUCCGCCUACAGGUCGACCCAAGUUGGAUGCAGACUCUAAGCAUGGUCACAAUAAGCAGUCGAUGACACAAGUCCCAGAAGAUGGAGACAGAGGGUCAGGCGGAGACUUGCCAAAAUCGGCCUCUGGCCACCAAGUAUGGCUCCCAAACAGGUCCUCAAGACCAGGAAACCCACAGGGGCCCAUGAAAGGGCCUGAUGGGAAUGACCGCCAGGUGGGGAGACCUUCUCAAGUUUCUACUCGGAGCAAAAGACAGGUUCCUGGUGUCACGCCUGAUGAGCCUGGAGUCCGUCAUCCUGGGCCCGGCAGGAGGAACCCCGGUGUAAUGGUGUCUAUAUUCAAUGUGACAUUUCAGAAUGUCACUGAUGUAACCCUGAAGGAGGGGGAGCACAUAUUUCUGAAGCAUGGUGAAAAAGGACCACACCAUAAUAAGGGAGGAAAACAUGGGCCACCGGAGAAUCGGCAAUAUGUGAAGCUCACCUACAAUGCCACAGAGCCGAAAAAAGUCAGAAUUGAGUAUGGGGUUUUGAAACCUAUGAACCUCAGUAAGAUUGUUGGAGAGGAAAAGGAUCCAGAAGAAUGACACUGACAACUAUAAAAGGAUGACACUACAAGUUUGAUCAACACACUUAAAAGAAGAUUAUGGUUUUAUUUCCUGUGGUGUAUUCUGGGAAAUCACUCAUGUAAUUUGGCAUAAUUUCUGUGUACCACAAUAAAAUUCUUAAAGCAA
Siniperca chuatsi (mandarin fish) is the source of this 879-nucleotide messenger RNA. RefSeq lists its product as uncharacterized. The record is from RefSeq and is a predicted model, not a curated record. The transcript is spliced from 14 exons. The coding region runs from base 40 to 732 and encodes 230 amino acids. NCBI's taxonomy places the organism in Eukaryota, Metazoa, Chordata, Actinopteri, Centrarchiformes, Sinipercidae.